AUGCUACGUCCACUAGGCCUAUUGCGGGUAGUCUACUCAGGGCGAGAUGUCCUGGUCUACUUUUUUGGGUCGUGGUCGGUCUUGCUUGCUGUUGGAUCGACGAGUGUUGGAGGUCGUAGGUCGCUGGGGCUUCUCGCCGCCUUCAGUCGCUUUGGGAACAUACGCGACACGUUGAGGAGUAGCGUUGCGUUGGUUGCCACCGUUCUGUUCCUGUUGGUCGGGAGUUUUGGGGUUUCGGGGCUGGUACACCUUGCGUGGUUUGUGAGGCUUGUCGCCACCUUCGCCGCCGGCUUCCCGCGGCGAGUUCUUGUUGCGACGGUUGCCAGAAUGCGGACGCGACUUGUUCGUUUGGGGCGCCGCAACGGGUACCUUCUCGACUACAUCAACCACAACAAACGUUUCUUCUUCGCUGCGUACAUCCGUUGCAGCGUCGGAGGGCGUGAUGGUCGCGUCGUUGUCGAGCUCGGAUUCCGUGAAAAAGUUGAUUUGAGGGGCGACUUCCACAACAACCUCCUGCUUUGGAGCAGGUCGCGGCGCCACCAAGUGGUCGACGGCUUCCGACAAUUGCCGGUACGACAUGUCGCAUGCCAAGAUUUUGUCGCUCUUCAACACAUAUCGCUUUGCUUCUUCGAGGGAUUCCGCGAGGUUUUCAGGAAACGACACUUCAGCAGGUGGGCGGGUGCCACCGACGAGAACUUUGACAAAGUAGUCCAAAGCCAUGGGCACGUCGUGGCCAAGCGCUUGAUGCAAGCUCACGGCAUGCAGAAGUUUCAAGACGGAGUGCACAAAUUCCAACUUUUCGUCGUCCAAAUCGACAGCGUUCACAAUGGCAUUUGUGGCCGACGUCGCAGAGUCCACAGACGCAGCCUUGUCCUCGUCGUCCAAAUCGUCGACCGGAUCAUUGCCAUUGUCAGACACGUCUUCGUUCAAGUGGUUCAACGAGGAUACAUCCCCUUCUUCCGAAGGCGUCACAACAGCCACAUCCUCAUCGUUCUUGGCCUCGGGCGUCGUGUUCGCAGCAGGCGCCGCAAUCACGGUCUCGACGAAUUGUUGACGCAACGCUUCCAGUUCGCCAAUCAUCUUGUCGACAAAUCCCUUGUUCGACAGCACCUCCAGCUGCUGCUCGUUCAAUUGCUUCGAUUGUCCUUUCAACGAAUCCUCCAGCGCCUUGAUCUUUUCCUGUUUCUUCUUGAACGAGCGCAACUUUUUGUUCAACACGACGGCAUAAGGAUGGUUCAACGACGCAUAGUCCACGACGACCUCCUCUUGCUUGGCAUUCUGCUUGCCCUUCUUGGCACCAGCAUCCUUCUUCUUUGUGGGUUGAGCGUCAUCCUUCAAGGUUGCGUUGCGAGCCAUUCCCAUGCUGUGACGGUCUGUUUGUUGGACGGACUUGUGAUGAGAUCUCGGCGAAUUUGA
Molecule: messenger RNA, 1416 nt
Organism: Aphanomyces astaci
Lineage: Eukaryota; Oomycota; Saprolegniomycetes; Saprolegniales; Verrucalvaceae
Exons: 1
Coding region: 1-1416 (471 amino acids)
Source: RefSeq, a predicted model, not a curated record